UUUGAUUUACAUUAUAUAGAUUUUAAUGGGUGGAUUCAUCGAUUUGAUAAUUUUAGUUGGAGUUAUUUUCCUUAGAAGUGCUGCAAAAAGACAAUACAUUUAUAAUGUUGGGACUUGAAAUAGACUUGACUCUUGUGACGAAGAUGACAUGCAAAAUUACUACCUUUUUAUUAAUGUUGAUACAAUUUUUGUUUGUACCACCUUGUUAAAGAAAAAUUUCGAUCAAUUAAGUUAAUACGUAUUCAAGAAAUAAUUGAUUUGGAUAAAAAACUUAUUCAUUUAGCUCUUUUUGUAAUAAAAUUAUGUUAUUUCCAAUUAUGUUAAGAGCAUUUCCAUUUUACGAAAAAUCAAUUUUCCAUUAUAUAUUUAUCAUUUUUCAUUAUUGAAUUACAUUUUUUCUUACUUUCUUGGUCGAAUAUCAUUAUCCUAAGUGCUUCGCCUUAAAAACGAUAGUUGUCCGUAGAGGAAUACUAUUCAGUUCAUUUAUAUAAAUAGAUAACUUUUACACGUAACAUUUUCGAAAUCCAAUUCACGAUUCAAUAAUAUUUGGAUAAAUAAUGUGGUUCGAAAAAUUGAAAAAAUAUAAAAUAUGGAAAAUGUUUAACGCGACAGAUUUUAAUUCAUUGAUGUUUCCUUGUUUCUUCAUGUGUAGAAUAAUUGGAUAUUUUCCUUACAAAUGGAAACGUCCAGUAUAUUUAUUUUCAAAAACUCGUUUCGUUAUUAGUAUAUUUAUACUGUUAUUUUCCAUUUUUUUAUGGUUCAACUUGUUUUACCAACUCAAUUUUACUAAUAUAUUACAAAAAAACACAGUAGAAGUAAUUCAUGAAAACAUGUACGCUCUUUUGAUUGGAAUUGGUAUUAUAACGAUGCAUGUUUUAUCCGGUACACGAUUGCGCAUGAUUCAAAACUUAUUAAAGAUUUCUUCCAUAUUAUCUGAAAAUGAUUUCAACAAUUUAGCGAAAUGGAUUCACAAAAAGGACAUUCUUGGUUUCUUAUACAUCCUUAUUCAUGUACCACAUUGUUUCAAGAACAGCAUCUAUAUAACUGUGCGAAAUUUUGCGCAUGUGUAUAUAUUAUUGAUGAAUUUUUCAUUAGAUAUGCUUUAUAUAAACUGUGUCUGGGUAUUAAAAAUUUGUUUUAAAAAAUUGAAUAAAUGUAUUCAUGAAUUGAAAAAAUUUCAAUUCAACAAUGACCUACGAGUAGAGACAAUUGUGCAGAAUGGACAGAAAAAUUCUUUGUUGUUACUAAGAUUAAAGCAUUUAGAGGAAAAACAUUUAGAGAUCAGCGAUGUCGUUCAAUUGGUGAACAAUACAUUUAUGAUACAUAUUAUAAUUCUGGUUAUCACGACGUUUACUACAAUCACUUUCAAUCUGUAUUUCUUCCUUCUUGGCAUACAUUCGCCUCAAAACUUUAAGUUCUGGUAUACACCGUAUAUUAGUCCAGCGUUUUAUUUUUUCAUUAAAUUUGCGAUGAUAAUUUGGAUCUGCGAGUCAACAACGAAUGAAGCGAAGAAGAUUAAAUGGACCCUUUAUGAUGCUUUCAGCGAUACGACUGAUCCAUUAGUGAGACGCGAGAUACACCUUUUUUCUUUGCAAAUAAUGCACAGGAAUAAUAAAUUCACAGCAAAAACAUUCGACAUGAACAGUGUGCUGUUUGGGCAGGUUACGAAGGGAAUUCUAAUAUACAUUUUGAUUUUGUUUCAAUUUUUAUUGAACUAUCGUCUGUGUUCUUAAUCGAAAGAACAAGACAAGAUUCAAAAGAUGUUAUUCUGGGUGAUACGUGUGCUCUCUACUCUCUCGAUUCUUUGGCAAUUUUCUGAGAUAAAAAAUACUAUUAUCUGUAAU
Apis florea (little honeybee) is the source of this 1844-nucleotide messenger RNA. RefSeq lists its product as uncharacterized. Lineage: Eukaryota; Metazoa; Arthropoda; Insecta; Hymenoptera; Apidae. The record is from RefSeq and is a predicted model, not a curated record. Gene Ontology annotation, biological process: sensory perception of taste. Gene Ontology annotation, cellular component: membrane.